UUAGUUUAACACUGGCUGCCCUGCCCUGCACUACAGGAGAGAGAACGAGAGAGACAGAGAGAGGGACAGUACAGGGGUGAAACUGGCGUGGCUCUGGACAAGGCUCUGGACAUGCCAGUCCUACAGCAAUGACUCAGCUGUCAUCCACUGGACUUACACUGGAUUUGAUCUUUGCUGCUUGAUGUGGCUUUUCUUCUUACCUAAAUGUUGUCACUGGAUAAGAUGCACUCCCGAGCCAAGUCCAGGAGCUGUGACAACUACCUGAGCAUUAAGGAUUCUGAGUCCCUGGACAGUUGUAUCCAGAGCACCCUGUCUGCGCUGUACCCUCCAUUCAGUGCCACUGCGUCCACCGUCCUGUGGCAGCUGUUCAGCGUGGUGGAGAGGCAGUACCGUGGGGACGGACUGCGAUGCCUCAUCGACUUCUUACUUCCUGCCAAGAGGAUCCUGCAGAGAAUCCAACAAGAGACUUGUGUGCGUUUCCACGGCCGGCUGUUCUAUCAUGAGGGUUGGCCCUUCUGCAUCAACGAGAAGGUGGUCUUGCAGCUCGCCCCGCUCCAUAAGGUCCGUCUGAAGCAGGGGGACUUCUACCUACAGGUGGUUCCUCUGGGCCGCAAGGCUGCCAAGCUGGUCAUAAAAUGUCUGUCGGCCAGCGGCCAGGCCAUCGCAGAGAUCCCCGUCCCAGAGAGCAUGUACGGCAGCGUCUUCACCGCUGACUUCCUGCAGAAUGUGACGCGCGAGCGCAACCUCCACCCGCUGCAGAACUGGUUGCUCACCACCGGCACCGUCGUGUACCGGACGCCGUGGAAGAACGUGGUGAAUCCUCUGUUCGUCAGCAGCACGACAGACGCCAUCAUGCAGACGCGGGGCGACAGCACGGGCUUCCGUGGUCAGCUCAGCGCCUGCAGUACCAGUGGAUCCACGGGGACCCUGGACUCCCAUCGCAGCUCCCACGAAUCACUACACUCCCAGGGGGCAGACUCUACCUUCUCAGAGCCUGCUAUCCUGAGCAGGCGGGUCCAUGUAAUGGACCCCAGCAGCACUAGUAGCUCGUCCCAACAGGAUCCCAACCCAGGACUUCACCGGAUGGAGAACCACAACCAGAACCAUAGCCUGAGAGCAGCUCCUGACUCUCACUCCUGCAGCCCACAGACAGGGAGGCUGGCUGGGGAGGGUGGUGGUGGUCCGGGGAAGGGCCAGUGGGAGGGGGAGGAGGGCCAGGGUGGGACCAGAGAGAGGACCAGGACCCUGUCGUUCAGCACCGACCUCAGUAACCCCAACCCGCGCCGCCCCCGCCACGCCAGGGACUCUGUGUCCUUCGAGACCCGGAGACUGUUCCGUAAAUCCUACAUGGAGGCCCUGCAGAACCCCAUGAACCUGGGCUCUAGCUCUGAGUCCAUCCUGGAGGAAGGACCAGAGCACAGUCCUGCAUGCCCAGGUCUCAGCCCACUCAGCCCCAGAGAGGAUGCCUCAUCUCCAGCUUCAACCCCUGGUAGCAGCCCCUCCACCCCCACCACCCAGAGAGACCAGGGGCCCCGUGGGCUCAGGCUAGGGGGGACCAGGGCAUGGCUGGGUGGGGACCCCGACUCCCCCCGACUCUCUCCCAGCACACCUCUCCUGUACCUCCAGAGGGGUCUGAGGAACGCUGGGGCCCUGGAGACCCGGGCUGAGAGGCGCUCCAAGUCUCUAGAGAGGACUAACAAGGCGGCCCAGGUCAAAGGGCACCGGGCGCGCUCCUCCUCCGGGGGCUCGGCCAGCAGUGGAGUAUUCUCACCAAAGAAGCUGAUGAACGGAUACGCCCUGCGCUUCGGACGGCUGGACCUGGAGGCUGCCUUCUCCAGCUCAGACAGGAGGAGCAGUGUUAGAGAGGAGACAGUGAGCCAUGAAGGUGGCACCAGCACUAACCCCAGGCGGCACAGUCAGGAUGGAGCACAGUCACAACAUCACACCCCCAAACAUUCUAAUGAAGUCCUCAUCCAGCUGGCCCCAGCCCCAGGAUCAGGGUCACCUCCUAACUGUCACCUCCCCAGCCUGGUGUCAGAGGUCAACCCCGAACUACUGGCCUCUGGGGCCAUCAUCUUACCUGGUAACAGAGACCUCAGCGGGCGGGCGGUGCUGCAGGUGUGCACGCGGGGGAGGGUGUGGGCUGGGGAGAGCUGCACGGCCAAAGACCUCACCUGUCUCCUGGGUUACUACUAUUCAACGCUCCGGAGCGAGAGGCGGGACCAAGGCCUUACGGUGCUAGUGGACACCAGGAGACAGCAGCCCAGUCCGGCUCUGUUCUCAUCUCUGUCUGAACUCCAGGCUUUACUACCAAAUGCACUUUACUCUGUCCUGCUACUUGUGGACAAGGAGACAACUAUCAAGCCUGAAAGAGACAUUACUACUGUGCAGACGGAGCUCCUGACGUCCCUGAAGGCUCUGUUGAAGCACAUAGACUCCAGUCAGCUCACUAGAGACCUGGACGGAACAUUCCCCUACGACCACGAUCACUGGGUCGCCUUCAGACAGAAAAUUGAGCCGUUUGCCAGCAGUUGCAGCGUGGCUCUCUCCUCCCUCCAAUCUUCUAUCUCUACGUUGAGCAGCACCAGCAACCUGGACAGCACUAAGGAGGUAUCUGAGGUGCUGGAGCAGCAGAGGUCUCUGAUGAAGUGUGUGUUGGAGGACACCCGUCUGAACAGACUGAGGCUGGAGGGAGGAACAGUCCUGGCCCGUAUCAGGAAGGACGAGGCCUGUGAGAAUGACAACUACAGGGAUGCAGUGGACAAGGUGAAUGUCCUUUAUAACCAGGUGGAUGAGGAGGUCCAUAAACUGGUGAUCCUCUCCAACAAGUCCCUGAAACAGCUGGAGAGUCUGCUGGAGGUCCGCAGGUUUGAGGAACAGACAGAGCAGAUCAAAGUGUGGUUCAGUGUGGAAGGAGAAAAGCAGCUCUCUCCCCUGGACUCUCUUCCUCUCUCUCUGGCCACGGUCAAAGACAUGAGGCAGAGUUUGGAACAGUUCUUUGAGGAGUCAGUUCAGCAGCAGAAGCAGGGUUUACUGCUGGUCAGGCAGUCAGGGGAGUCUCUCCCCAGCUCGGCCUUGCUGGACUUCAAACAGCACCUGGGAUCCAUCCUGGGCAGAGUGGAGAGGAGGAAGAACCAGCUAGACAUCCUCACCAACCUCUACGAGUUCUACGGCUCGGCUAACCAGUGGAUGGAGCACUGCCAGGACUACUUCAGGCAGCUGAACCUGGAGAGCAGUGGUGUGAGCCUCCCUCCUGCAGUACUUGAGAUCCUCCAGGACUAUCAGAUGGAGGCCUCCACGUUCUCCCUGGACAACUUCAGCCCCCUGAAUGAUAUGGUCCUGUCCUUGGACAGCCCCCGGCAGACCCAUCAGUGGAACGUCCUGUGGACCAAGUGUCAACAGACCAAGAACCAGCUGGAGGAAACCCUGGCCCAGGCCACAGCAGCAGCUACUGAAGCCUCUGACUCUGCAGCUUCUAACUCUGCAGCUUCUAACUCUGCAGCCUCUAACUCUGAAGCCAGAAAUCUAGCCAAAGACCCGUCAGAGACUGCAGACAGACAGGGGGGCUGCACUCACACGGAGCAGCGCGUGGCUGUUGCAGGGGAUCUUGUUUUACCUGAGUUGCCCACUCCAGGGUCAAGGAUCAUAGUGUCGUCGCUGGCGUUUGAGGAAGAAACCAAGCCUCACUCCACAGGGCCCUUCUCCUCCAACAACAACAAGAGCCCCUCCUCCUGCUCCUUCACCUCCUCCUCCCUCUUCCCCUCCCCCCCCACCCCAGAGGGAGACCCCCUCCACCUCAAGCUGCGGCAGAGCCCCUCUCUGUUCGACGACACGGACAGCGACUGCACCAUCGACUCCCUGGGGGCCGCCUCCUGCCACUCGGAGCCUGUCUAUUCGUCCUCUGGGACGCCACUCCACCAUCACCACCAGCACCGCCAGCACCGCAAACAGCCGCUCAAGAAGAUCAUGAAGAAGACGCUGAGCUAUGAGCUGCCGGCGGCGCAGGACGGUGGCGGUGGCCACGUUGACACCAGCCACCUGCAUGGCUACACGGGGGUGUACAUCAAGGGGCUGGAGGUGGCAAACAACGUGUCGGUGGAGAAGAAGCUGCAGAGGCCUGAGGUGGUGAGCCCGGCGCUGGGACGCAGCCACAGCAUGUCCUCCCCCACCAGACACCCAGAGGGAGAUGGAAAGAAGCAUAGCAGUAAAGUGCGGCACAUCAUGGCUGAGAUGAUCUCCACGGAGAGGGAGUAUGUGCGUUCCCUCAGCUACGUCAUCGAGCACUACUUCCCAGAGAUGGAGCGUCUGGACCUGCCUCAGGACCUCUGGGGGAAACGCAGCAUUAUCUUUGGCAACAUGGAGAAACUGUGUAACUUCCACUGCCAGUACUUCCUGAAAGAGCUGGAGGCCUCCGCCCACUCUCCCCUGUCCAUCAGCAGCUGCUUCCUCAGACAUGAGGAUCAGUUUGGAAUGUACGCUCUCUACAGCAAGAACAAGCCACAGUCUGACGCUCUACUCACCAGCCACGGGAAUGGAUUCUUUAAGAACAAGCAGUUGGAGCUGGGUGAUAAGAUGGACCUGGCGUCCUACCUGCUGAAGCCCAUCCAGAGGAUGUCUAAGUACGCCCUGCUGCUGAAGGACCUGAUCAAGGAGUGUGGUCAGUCCCAGGAACAGGAGCUCUCUGACCUCCGCACCGCAGAGGAGAUGGUUAAGUUCCAGCUGCGCCACGGCAACGACCUGCUGGCCAUGGACGCCAUCCGAGGAUGUGAUGUGAACCUGAAGGAACAGGGUCAGCUGAGGUGUCAGGAUGAGUUCAUCGUGUGGAGCGGCCGCAGGAAGUACCUCCGUCACGUCUUCCUGUUCGAGGACCUCAUCCUCUUCAGCAAAAGCAAAAAGAUUGAGGGAGGAUACGACCUGUACAUCUACAAGCAGUCCUACAAGACGGCAGAGAUAGGAAUGACAGAGAGCGUGGGCGACAGCGGGCUGCGUUUCGAGAUCUGGUUCCGGAGGAGGAAGUCCCAGGACACGUUCAUCCUACAGGCCAGCUCCGGAGAGGUCAAGGCCGUGUGGACCGCCAUCAUCGGAAAGAUCCUCUGGAGGCAGGCGCUACGAAACAGGGAGGUACGCUUGAAAGAGAUGGUUUCCAUGGGGAUUGGCAGCAAGCCUUUCAUGGACAUCAAGCCUAGUGAUGCUGCCAUUAGUGACCGAGCCAUUGAUUACAUCAUGAAGGGGUCAGAGUCCAGGACCAGGGCGUCCAUCGCCGUGUCCUCUUUCGACCACUCCACGCCCUUUAAGCGGCCUCACUCCACCAUCUCCAACAGUAGCACCUCCUCUUCCUCCUCCCAGUCCUCUUCCUCACUGCUGGGCUCCCUCAACCUGCACCUGUACCCUUCGCCUGCCCACCAGCACCCCCACGCCCACCAGCACCCCUACCCCCCGGGCAGCGUACCCUCCUUCAGCCACUGGCCCUACGACUGCAUUGAGGAGGACGAGCUGGAGCAGGACACAGGCAGCCAGCCUUCUAUGAUCACAGAGAGCUCGGGGGAGACGUCGUCCCAGCAUACCUCCAGUGACAGUGUGACGGGGCUGAGCAGCCUCACCCUCCCCGGCCCAGGCCACGGCCGCCCCAACAUCAUCAUCGACGCCUUACCCAGCGACUCCACUUCCUCCUUCCUGUGUUCGUCCACGCCUCCCGGCUCCUCCCACCCUCAGAUGGCCCCUCCCCCAGCCCUAUUCCCUAAGGACCAGGUCCUCCAAGCCCAGGGCAGCACCUUCAUCACAGCAAGCAAGACCUCUCAUAUUACAAUAGGCCUCUCUACAGUGGUCUGACUCACAGAGAGAGAGAGGGCUGUUUAGCUCACUGUGAGGCCACUGCACUGAGAACAGGUGUUACGGAGGAUCAGUAAAGACUUGUGAGUGAGGAAGCUAUCCUGUUAAGCAUGCUCAGUGACGCCUGUAACACUGGGCCCUCUGCUGUGUCUCUACUGGUCUCCGCUGGAAUCUACUGGUCUCUACUGGACUCUACUGUGUCUCGACUAAACUACUGGACUACUGGUCUCCACUCUGUCUCCACUGGACUCUACUGUGUCUCGACUAAACUACUGGACUACUGGUCUCCACUCUGUCUCCACUGGACUCUACUGUGUCUCGACUAAACUCUACUGGUCUCCACUGGACUCUACUGUGUCUCGACUAAACUCUACUGGACUCUACUGGUCUCCACUCGGUCUCCACUGGACUCUACUGGACUCUACUGGACUCUACUGGACUCUACUGGAUUCUGAAAACAACAUACACACACCAUACCACUCUGACAACAGACACACAACAGACCACUCUGACAACAGACACAUAACAGACCACUCUGACAACAGACACAUAACGGACCACUCUGACAACAGACCACUCUGACAACACACACACCAUACCACUCUGACAACAGACACACAACAGACCACUCUGACAACAGACACACAACAGACCACUCUGACAACAGACACAUAACAGACCACUCUGACAACAGACACACAACAGACCACGCCGACAACAGACACACAACAGACCACUCUGACAACAGACACACAACAGACCACUCUGACAACAGACACAUAACGGACCACGCCGACAACAGACACACAACAGACCACUCUGACAACAGCAGACCAAUCUGACAACAGACACAUAACAGACCACUCUGGCAACAGACACACAACAGACCACUCUGACAACAACAGACCACUCUGACAACAGACCAUUCUGACAACAGACACACAACAGACCACUCUGACAACAACAGACCACUCUGACAACAGACACACAACAGACCACUCUGACAACAACAGACCACUCUGACAACAACAGACCACUCUGACAACAACAGACCACUCUGACAACAACAGACCACUCUGACAACAACAGACCACUCUGACAACAGACACACAACAGACCACUCUGACAACAACAGACCACUCUGACAACAGACACACAACAGACCACUCUGACAACAACAGACCACUCUUACAACAACAGACCACUCUGACAACAACAGACCACUCUGACAACAACAGACCACUCUGACAACAACAGACCACUCUGACAACAACAGACCACUCUGACAACAACAGACCACUCUGACAACAACAGACCACUCUGACAACAACAGACCACUCUGACAACAACAGACCACUCUGACAACAACAGACCACUCUGACAACAACAGACACACAACAAGCACUCACCGCUGAGACUGAUGGCCUUUGGCAUUUCAUAACGAUGUAUUGAAAAUUUGACAUUGCUAUGUAUGCAGUACUUAAAGAAAUAGUUUUACCAAUGCUGGUACGUCACGUUCUGACUGUAUAUGUGUUUUAAUGAACUAGAUAUGUAUCACUGUUUAUAAUGUAGAAGAGUUGUUUUAUUAAGUCUUAUUCAAGGAAGCAAACACAUGGAAAGUACUCAGCAGACAGCUAGACAGACGCUAGUGGGGAUUCACCACCAGCUAUUCUGUUGAUUAACGCCUCCAUCACAGCGACGGUGUAUGGCAUUUUGGUCCACCAGAAGUACAUUCAUUUCCAAUGGAGCGCUG
Molecule: messenger RNA, 7582 nt
Organism: Salvelinus fontinalis (brook trout)
Lineage: Eukaryota; Metazoa; Chordata; Actinopteri; Salmoniformes; Salmonidae
Gene: plekhg4b
Exons: 25
Coding region: 205-5829 (1874 amino acids)
Molecular function (GO): guanyl-nucleotide exchange factor activity
Source: RefSeq, a predicted model, not a curated record